Messenger RNA from Gadus macrocephalus (Pacific cod), 2155 nucleotides. It is a transcript of the gene clec14a, whose product is annotated as C-type lectin domain containing 14A. Gene Ontology annotation, cellular component: cytoplasm. Bases 25 to 1284 code for a protein of 419 amino acids. Gene Ontology annotation, biological process: positive regulation of axonogenesis. The record is from RefSeq and is a predicted model, not a curated record. Lineage: Eukaryota; Metazoa; Chordata; Actinopteri; Gadiformes; Gadidae. The transcript has 2 exons.
AGCAGACGGGCGACGCAGAGAGAGAUGGAACGCGGUCCGGUGUGGAGGGUCCUGCUGGCGCUCUCGUUGCUGGACAUGAGCUCCGGGGCCCCCGGGGGGUCCGAGGGCCCCGGGGCGUCCGGGUGGGUGUACGAGGUCAACAUGGAGCAGGUGAGCUUCGACAAGGCGGUGGAGGGCUGCUCCGGUGGGGGCGGCCUGGCCGAGCUCCCCUCCCAGCAGGAGGUGUCGGAGGUACUGCUGCGGCUGGAGGACAAGCUGCGGGGGGCCGCCGACGCCCAGUCCUUCUGGGUGGGCCUGAGGAGGACCAGGGGCCAGUGUGUGAUCCCCCACCUCCCCCUCCGGGGCUUCAGCUGGCGGUCGGACGGCGGGCACCACUGGGCGGGGCCGGAGCGCUGGUGGGAGGAGCCCGAGCAGACGUGCAUCGUUCGCUGCGCGGCGCUGAAGGCCCAGGCCAACGGGACGGGUCUGGGCCGCUGGGGGCUGCUGUCCCGGCCCUGCAGGGGCCCCCACGCCUUCAUCUGCCAGCGGGCGCGCCGACACGCGGACCCGCCGCUGACGAGCCCCGUGGGGACGGAGCCCGCGCCCGCCCGCACCGCGACCGCCAGCUCCACCCCCACCCCCACCACCCACUCCACCAGCAUCCUCACCCCCACAACUCGACCGGGACCGGGACCGGGACCGGACACAAAACCAGAACCUACCCCGAAGCCGGAGGCCGAACCACGACCACCGCCAGGAGCAGAACAAGACCCCAAACCAGAGUCGAAACCGCACCAGCCUGGACCAGGACCCCCGCCCGCCACGGUGCCCGGGACCAAGCCCUGCCCCAUGCCCAACCUCCCCUGGGCCCGCUCGCUUAGGCCCGAACCCGGGGACCCGGGGCUGCUGACGCUGGAGUGCUGGUCCGGGGCCCAGCCCCAGGUCCACUGCUCGGACGGACGCUGGGAGUACCUCGGCUCGCCCCUGGACCCGGCCGUCGUCUGUCCUGUGAGCCGGAGCACCGCCCCCCCCCCUCCUCCUCCUCCCCCUCCUCCCCCCUCUCCGAGCGAGGCCGGCCAGGUGGAGGUGCAGGAGGGCGGCUGGGCGGGGCUCAUGGUCCCCGUGCUGGUGGCCGUGGCCUUGCUGGUGCUGCUGGUGGUGCUGGUGGCGGUGGCAGUGUGGUGCUGCCUGGUCCGGCGCUCCAAGGACCGCGCCGUCCGGAAGGCCGAGAAGAUGGCGAUGGAGAACAAGGAGGCGGGCGGCAAGGACUCCAUGGAGACGACCAAUGAGAAGGAGAGACGAUGAUUCAGCCUCGCCGUGAUUGGCUGUUGGUCCUAGCGCUCCGUAGCCCGUACUGUGAACGAGGGUUAGGGUGGUUAGGCCGGGGCUGGGUCAGGGGUACAGCCUGGCUGGAUGGGCUGGUCAUGUUAUGUCAGGUAAGAAUAGGUUGGGUUAGGGUUAACUUGGUUCAGGUUAAGAUAAGAUUAGGAUAUUUAAUGUUGGGCUAGGUUUAUUUUGGUUAUGGUAAGAUUAUAUUAGGUUAGUUUGGGUUAGGGUAAGGUUAUGCCAGGUUAGUUUAGGUUAGGGUAAGAUUAUGUUAGGUUAGUUUAGGUUAGGGUAAGAUUAUGUUAGGUUAGUUUAGGUUAGGGUAAGGUUAUGUUAGGUUAGUUUGGGUUAGGGUAAGAUUAUGCCAGGUUAGUUUGGGUUAGGGUAAGAUUAUGUUAGGUUAGUUUGGGUUAGGGUAAGAUUAUGUUAGGUUAGUUUGGGUUAGGGUAAGGUUAUGCCAGGUUAGUUUGGGUUAGGGUAAGGUUAUGCCAGGUUAGUUUGGGUUAGGAUAAGGUUUUGUAAGGUUGGUUUGGUUUAGGGUGAGGUUGGUUGGUUAUUGGUAUAUUAGGGAUGGGUUAUCCUGGCGCUUGCUGGGGCAAGCUUGUAUAUAAACUCAUGUUGAUUGGGUUGGUCAGUAUAUAUCUCUGUAAAACUCUAAUAAUUUUUAUAAAAUAAAUGUAUGGUUAGGGUAAGGGUUAUUUAAGUGGUUCACUUGUUUUAUGAUCAAUGUUCUGUAAAAAAAAACAUCUUGGGUGUAUUGCAUUUAAAAUGUUAAACAACAUUUUUGUAAGUCAAUACAACGUUUACAGCAAUCUUGUCUACUGUUAAAUAAAUCAAACUAAAUGUAAAA